CAUGGAAAGUAGCCCCACCUUGCACUAGUUUCAACCUAGUUGUACGAGUCUUCCCCUUCCAAUUUCCAAGUCAACUAGCGUGUUAAACACAGAAUGAACUUAAUAUAUUGUGAAGCAAGAAUGGAAGUAAACAAUUCAGCAGUCUUGUUCUGAACUUGAGAAGUAGAUCCUUUUUCUUUUUCUUUUUCCGUGGUGCUUUAGUUCUGGCUCUUCUGUUCAGCUGGGAAUUUCUCGAUGGCUCCCGUGGCUUUGUUUAUUUUCUCUCUCCUCACUCAUCUCGUGGUUCUUCACUCUGCCGAAGCAAGGGAACUCUACAAUCCCUGUGCUCCCUACCACUGUAAUGAUCAACUAGGCGAUGUCAAGUUCCCCUUCAAAAAUAUGACGCAGCCUCCUGAAUGCGGGUUGUUCACAGUUGAUUGUUCUGAUCACGAACAUCCGAAGAUCCAAGAGGAAGGAUACUGGCAUGAAUUGGAGAGAAUCUCUCCAGCAAAUACGAAUUUUAUCAAUGACAGUGAGCUCCAGCAGCGCUUGGAACACAGUUUCUGCGAUGAUCAAAUUUUCGACAAUUUGAGUCUUCCCGGCCCUUCUCCAGUCUAUGAAUUAUUCGCACACAAUCUGACCCUCGUCAAAUGCAACAACGCCACACCAACCCUCUCCUUUACAGAUUUUAACAACGCCUGUACAAAGGCUGCUACUUACUAUACUACUCUGUCUGAUCAUAGUUUACGAAGUUCCCUACCCCCACCCCGACCAUCGUGUACCAUCAUUUUUAUGCCCGCGGAUCCAUCUAAACCUCCCUUCAGUCUCUCUGCAUUGACUGCUAGAUUUUCCCUUCAACUGCCAUUAAGAAAAGAAUGUAAACGUUGUCAUGAUAGAAAAGGCGAAUGCCGCCUUGAUGACCAUGGAGAAUUUCAAUGUUUUGGAGAAAAAGGAGUUAAAUUGGGAUUGAAGCUAGGACUAGCAGCAGGUGCAGUUGCUGGUCUCAUGGUUCUAGUUGUUAUUGUUUGCUGCUUAAAGAGAAAGUUAGCAUAUGAUAGCUUUAUUUUCUUCUGGAAGAAUCAAGGCCAAGAUCGUCAAAUUGUUGAGGCCUUUCUAAGGAGCUAUGGGCCACUUCAAGUUAGAAGAUAUAGCUAUUUGGAGGUCAAGAAAAUGACCAAUUCCUUCAAAGAAAAAUUAGGAAAAGGGGGCUACGGUAGUGUAUACAAGGGAAAAUCAAAUGACGGCAGUCUUGUAGCGGUGAAGGUCUUGAGCAAAUUAAAAGGUAAUGGAGAAGAAUUUAUGAAUGAGGUGGCAGCCAUUAGUCGCACUUCCCAUGUCAACAUAGUAAGCUUGUUGGGGUUUUGUUUUGAGGGUUCAGAAAAAGCUCUCAUCUAUGAAUUCAUGCCUAACGGCUCACUUGAGAAGUUCAUAUUUGAUGCAAAUUCCCCCAACAGAGAUCAUGAUCAUCACUUGGGAUGGGAGCAAUUGGAUCAAAUUUCACUCGGCAUUGCUCGAGGAUUGGAGUAUUUACAUCGGGGUUGCAAUGCAAGAAUUCUGCAUUUUGACAUCAAGCCUCAUAACAUUCUUCUUGAUGAAAAUUUCACACCAAAAGUCUCUGAUUUUGGCCUUGCUAAGAUAUGCAACAUGAAAGAGAGCAUUGUGUCAAUGGCGUGUGCAAGAGGCACUGCUGGCUACAUUGCUCCAGAAGUAUUCUGUAGGAAUUUUGGAGCGGUCUCGCACAAGUCAGAUGUAUAUAGCUACGGGAUGAUGCUUUCGGAGAUGGUUGGAGGAAGAAGGAACAUCAAUGCCGAAGCUGAAGAUACAAGUGAAAUAUAUUUUCCACACUGGAUUUACAAGCGUAUUGAACUUGAUGAAGAACUUGGUCUGCCGAGCAUAAUGAAUGAGGAAGACAAAGUAAGAGCAAGGAAGAUGAUAAUAGUGAGCUUGUGGUGCAUACAAACAGACCCUUCAAACAGGCCAGCGAUGAAAGAAGUGAUAGAUAUGUUGGAAGGCAGCGUUGAUUGCUUGCAGAUACCACCCAAGCCUUACUUGUCUUCUCCACCAAAGUCCGCCGUAGGUUCUUCUACUGCUACAUUGGUCUCAACACAAUAGAACGUACCCUGCAUUUUACUUGAACACAUUUAUGUUUCUGAAUAAUGGAACGAGUUUGCAGAGAA
Messenger RNA from Prunus dulcis (almond), 2156 nucleotides. Its product is annotated as PR5-like receptor kinase. Gene Ontology annotation, molecular function: ATP binding; protein kinase activity. Bases 235 to 2091 code for a protein of 618 amino acids. Gene Ontology annotation, biological process: protein phosphorylation. The transcript has 3 exons. The record is from RefSeq and is a predicted model, not a curated record. NCBI's taxonomy places the organism in Eukaryota, Viridiplantae, Streptophyta, Magnoliopsida, Rosales, Rosaceae.